This is a messenger RNA of Sapajus apella (tufted capuchin), 1380 nucleotides long. RefSeq names its product olfactory receptor 10H1. The transcript has a single exon. Bases 354 to 1301 code for a protein of 315 amino acids. Gene Ontology annotation, cellular component: membrane. The record is from RefSeq and is a predicted model, not a curated record. Gene Ontology annotation, biological process: G protein-coupled receptor signaling pathway. NCBI's taxonomy places the organism in Eukaryota, Metazoa, Chordata, Mammalia, Primates, Cebidae. Gene Ontology annotation, molecular function: olfactory receptor activity; G protein-coupled receptor activity.
UGUGCCGCAUCCUCUUUGUCCAGUCUAUCAUAGUUUUUAGAGCCAGCCCACCUAUGGGUUCAAAUCUCAGAUCUACCGUCUCAAUAGCUUCGCCUGCAAGCUCUGCACUUCAACAUUCUAAAUGAGCAUCCUCAAGGUACUUCAAAAGGGGGUCGAAAAAAUAGUAUGAUUCUCACUAGGUUGAGGAGAGUAUUAAAUUAUAGGAGGCACAGAGUGGGAAUGGAACCAAAGCCAGCUUUACCGUUUACCAAGAGUAGCCCCUUGGGCGAAUCCAGGUAUGGUGAAGGCCGAGAACCUUUCUUCAUCCAGUAACUGACGUCUCCCUGUCACAUCUCACCCCAGGCACAGACUCCAUGCUGGGAGCCAAUCACUCCACAGUGACCCAGUUCAUCCUCAUCGGUUUCUCCGCUUUCCCCCACCUGCAGCUGAUGCUUUUCCUGCUGCUCCUGCUCAUGUACCUGUUCACGCUGCUGGGCAACCUGCUCAUCAUGGCCACUGUGUGGAGUGAGCGUGGCUUCCACACGCCCAUGUACCUCCUCCUGUGUGCCCUCUCUGUCUCCGAGAUCCUCUACACCGUGGCCAUAAUCCCACGCAUGCUGGCUGACCUGCUAUCCACCCGGUGCUCCAUCACCUUCCUGGCCUGCGCCAGCCAAAUGUUCUUCUCCUUCACCUUCGGCUUCACCCACUCCUUCCUGCUCACCGUCAUGGGCUACGACCGCUACGUGGCCAUCUGCCACCCUUUGCGCUACAAUGUGCUCAUGAGCCCGCGGGGCUGCGCCUGCCUGCUGGGCUGCUCAUGGGCUGGUGGCUCUGUCAUGGGGAUGGUGGUGACCACGGCCAUUUUCCACCUCUCCUUCUGUGGACCCAAUGAGAUCCACCAUUUUGCUUGCCACGUGCCACCUCUGCUGAAGUUGGCCUGUGGUGAUGAUGUGCUGAUGGUGGCCCUGGGCGUCGGCUUGGUGUGUAUCAUGGCCCUGCUGGGCUGUUUGCUCCUCAUUCUCCUCUCCUAUGCCUUCAUCGUGGCCACCAUCUUGAAGAUCCCUUCUGUUGAAGGUCGGAACAAGGCCUUCUCCACCUGUGCCUCUCACCUCACGGUGGUGGUCGUGCACUAUGGCUUUGCCUCUGUCAUUUACCUGAAGCCCAAAGGUCCUCAGUCUCCAGAAGGAGACACCUUGAUGGGCAUCACCUACACGGUCCUCACGCCCUUCCUUAGCCCCAUCAUCUUCAGCCUCAGGAACAAGGAGCUGAAAGUUGCCAUAAAGAAGACCUUCUUUAGUAAACUCUAUCCGGAAAAAAUAUAAUGAUCUGGGAGAAAUUCAUUAGCACAACUAAAUUGGAUUACCAAAGGCUAUUGCUAAAAAUUAUAUUUUGUGGUGGCUA